UUGGUUAAUUUAUCAUCAUUAAUUAAUUUUUAAAACAAAUAAUAUAUUUAUAUAUCUGUGCAAACAGGUACAGGUUAAAACACAAAAUCAGUUGGUCCAGAGUGGUAAACUAAAAUCAUGAAAACAAAUUUUUCAUGUUCUCGCAGCGAAAGCGAAUAAUUAUUUUUAUUUAUUAUAAUAAAAUAUACGAGAUAGGUGACGAAUUUAUAUUGUUUAAUACUAGGUAUUAGUCUCUCACGAAGUUAAAAUGUGCGAUAUGUUGAAAGAGCUGAGAGAACGUUCACAGAAGAGGAAGAAACUACUAGCUCAAACAUUCGGGGUGGCCAACGUGGACGAGCUGCGUCAGGCGCUGGGCACCUCGCUGGAGGCCCCCAAGAAGCCCAGGGCCAGCGACAAGCCCCGGGAUGACGAGGUUGCCGAGAAGGUGGUUCCCGAGGACACCAGCACGGACGAGCGCGUCUACACGGACUCCUCCACCUUCCUCAAGGGCACACAGUCCUCCAACCCGCACAACGACUACUGCCAGCACUUCGUGGACACGGGCCAGCGCCCACAGAACUUCAUCCGCGACGUGGGGCUGGCCGACCGCUUCGAGGAGUACCCCAAGCUGCGCGAGCUCAUCAAGCUCAAGGACGACCUGAUAGCCAAGACGGCCACGCCGCCCAUGUACCUCAAGGCGGACCUGGAGGCGUUCGACAUGAAGGAGCUGGACAAGUUCGACGUGGUGCUGGUGGAGCCCCCCCUGGAGGAGUACCAGCGCACCAUGGGCGUCACCAACACCCGCUUCUGGAGCUGGGACCAGAUCAUGCGGCUGGACAUCGGCGAGGUGUCGGCGCAGCGCAGCUUCGUGUUCCUGUGGUGCGGCUCGUCCGAGGGGCUGGACAUGGGCCGCUUCUGCCUGCGCAAGUGGGGGUUCCGGCGCUGCGAGGACAUCUGCUGGAUCCGCACCAACAUCGGCAACCCGGGCCACUCCAAGAACCUCGAGCCCAAGGCCGUCUUCCAGCGGACCAAGGAGCACUGCCUGAUGGGGAUCAAGGGGACGGUGCGUCGCUCCACCGACGGGGACUUCAUCCACGCCAACGUCGACAUCGACCUGAUCAUCUCGGAGGAGACGGAGUACGGCUCGCUGGACAAGCCGGUCGAGCUGUUCCACAUCAUCGAGCACUUCUGCCUGGGCCGGCGCAGGCUGCACCUGUUCGGGCGCGACAGCACCAUCCGCCCGGGCUGGCUGACCAUCGGCCCGGAGCUCACCAACAGCAACUACAACGCGGAGCUGUACGCCAGCUACUUCGCGGCGGGCCAGGACACCACCGGCUGCACCGAGCGCAUCGAGGCGCUGCGCCCCAAGUCCCCGCCCCCCAAGCUGAAGGGGGCGCCCGGGGGCCGCGGGCGGGGCUUCUCUCGGGGCCGCGGCCGGGGCCGCUGAGCUCCCCCCCACCCCACCUUGCCUGACUACUGUCAACAUGCUGUAGGAGGCUAUUUAAAAAAGGGGAAGGCACAAAGAAAACUUUCACAACAUUGUUUUGUUAGAUAUUAUCUUGUCUGUAUUUCCCUGUUCUGCCUCUUUUAAUCUCCGUUCCAAUGUUCUAAUACACUUUUAUAAACAUUUAGUGAUCAGUUUUAUUUUGUGUGUCAAACUUUGCUUGUACUAUACAUGGUAACAAUUUUUGUUUUGAUUUACUUUUUAAAAGCAAAUCUUAAAUAUUUCAGUUACCGUAUUUACUCGCAUAUAGGUCGCCAUCGCAUACAGGUCGCACCCAUAAUUUGAGGUCUUGAAUUUGGUAUUUAAGAUUCCCCCCAUAUAGGUCGCACCGGUAAUUUAAUGACGCGAACGGCCGGCGCACCAUGCACGAAAGAGUUAACGGGUACUGUAAAACUCCGCUACUACGAGAGCUGAUGACGGCGUGAUAAAUUGUUGUAACAACAAGUACUCGCAAUAACCGAAUUUAGAAAAUUGAAGUCAAGUUAGAUUCCUGACUUCUUAAAAUGUCUUAAUUGUAGACUAUAACUCGAAAACAGUGCUUUGUAUUGAAAAAAUGCACAGAAUAAAAGUUGUAGUAAAUUUAAUUACGAAUAAAAAAAGGCCUGUUAUGAUUUUUUAUAUCUACAGCGGUUUUCGUUAUGGGUUCCGAUAAAUACUCACAUGCUAAGUGAAUUCACGUCACGCGAGUUCGGCUAUGCUAGCCGGCUGGUUGUUAUUUUCGUUCAAAACGUGGCAAAGGAACUUGUGUGGAUCAGGUAGAAAACAUUCGGCUAUAAACGAAAGAUAUAAGAACAAUGCUAUCCUGAAAUGCUGUGACAUGUUUUUGGAGUAGAUAAUCACAGCGACAGACCGACAGGAUGCGCUCCCGCCCUUGCCGUCAGCGAUGUUUAUUUUGACAGCUCAAGCAAUUAUCUUUUCCUCGUCCCUUCGCAGCGUAAAAAAAAGUAAAAAAAAAACACGUUUGAAUGCAGAUGGAAAGGUAACUAUGCAGUAAAAUAAAAAUAUAUUUACGGCCCUGCUAAAUUUUUCUAUUCAAUAAAAUUCGAGGUAUUAGUGAUUUUUCACCAGAAACUGCUGUGUGACUAAUAAACAAAUUGUAUCUUAAUAACUUAAACUUAUAAAGUAUUUAUUAAUGGCGAAGGACAGUCGUAUAAGCCCAUAAAAAUAUUUAUUUUACCGAGAAUGGACUAUACAACCUGGCUUUUGCCGCACGCGGUGUGGGAGGGGAGGAGGAUGCUGACAGUUUCUCACGCAGAAGGUUGAAAUAAGGGAGGGAAUGUGUUGAAAUGUUAGUUGGAAAAAGGGGGGGGGGGGUGUUUUUACAUGGUUUGUGGCUCUGGGAGGGAUGAGCCUUGAAGAAUUAGCAGCGGAUGGGAGAGGUAAGCAUCACGUCACCUAUGACGUCAAGCCGCCGCUACUGCCAGCCUGGCCGGACGAGUUUCUUACACUCUCGCGGAAGCUACCACAGCGGCUUUUCGUGCAGGCGGGUAAGAUAACAUGACAGCUGAGACGGCUUUUCGUGCGUGGACGCGCCGAGCUCAACUAGACACUGCCGCAUGGACAGUCUAGAGGGGGUGGUAUCUAUUUUUAGCCGUCUUUUUUAUGCCUGCCUGCUUACAGUACAGCUCUCACCAAGAUAAACGUGAACACAUAGCGCCCAACAAGGUGUAACAGACUUGUUUUUCAGCCGAUUUUACUCAAAUUUUCGACUUUAUCUGCUCAAAUUUUUCACGGUUUCUCAAAAAACGGUCGUAUAAACGGAAUGGACGCAUCAGAGGGGGGUUGCAUCGGUGGGAUUCUACUGUAUUGCAAAAAAAAAUUCCUCAAAAAUUUUAAAAACAUUUUCUUCACAUAUAGGUCGCACUUCAUUUUUUCCCCAUCAAAUCUGGUAAAAUUGCUGCGACCUAUAUGCGAGUAAAUACUGUAUUUCAAACGUCAAAGGUUCCGGCCUUUACAUACAAUAACACAUUCUUCCUGAAUCCAUCUUGUGAAAUUUCACAGGUAGGUUCCACAUUUUUAGACUGUACGAAGAUUUAUGUUUCCUGUCGUGUCUCUGUGAAAUAUUUACCUGAUUAGGGUAAGUCUCCAUGUAUGAAUGCAUAAAUAUACUCCUACUUGUACUUUGUA
Molecule: messenger RNA, 3610 nt
Organism: Bacillus rossius redtenbacheri
Lineage: Eukaryota; Metazoa; Arthropoda; Insecta; Phasmatodea; Bacillidae
Gene: Mettl14
Product: N6-adenosine-methyltransferase non-catalytic subunit
Exons: 7
Coding region: 248-1426 (392 amino acids)
Cellular component (GO): nucleus; RNA N6-methyladenosine methyltransferase complex
Molecular function (GO): mRNA binding
Source: RefSeq, a predicted model, not a curated record